AUGGACCAACAGCACCCCGAAAACCCUUCGGAUCUGAUCCGUAACACCACUCCUUCUGCACCGCAGAGCCAAGGGUCCUUCCGCAAUGCAAUGUCACCUCCGCUGUACCGCAGAAGCACUCCCGGAAGUCUCCAGGCUUCUCCUCGAUUACCUCGCUCAGAGCUCCUCCGGAGGAGUCAGUCAGCAGCGUCCAUGUCGCCACCUGUCUCCGCAGCGGUGCGGAACGGAGAGCUUUUGCCGUCUAUCGAAUCUCGCACGCCGCCAUCGCGCGACAUCACAGACUCAACGAUAGACGAUGCUUAUAUAGAUUUCAUUUUCUACUGCAACCCGGGAGUGCCAACCACUACAAAUACGUCCGAGCUGCGGAGAAUGUUCCGAUCACCGCCCCGAAGCGAUGGGAAAUGUUUCAGCAUAUAUAUUCUCUGGCAAUUGAUACAGAAAUUCGACCGCAAGGAGCUGAAGACCUGGAUCCAAUUGGCCAUGGAGCUUGGAGUCGAGCCUCCAUCUCUGGAGAAGAAACAAAGCACACAGAAAGUGCAGCAGUAUGCUCGGUGGAUGCGUGCCAUGCACGUGGAUGCCUUUUUCGAUUACUGUCUUGGGAAUAAACACCCUUAUUAUAGCAAUAUCGGUGCUAUGCAGGAGCAAGAUGGGGAUGCCCGGGACGGUGUGCCAAGGGAGGACGAUCUUGUUCUGCGAGCCCUGUUCCCCGAGUGGAAGCCCAGAAAGGGCCGCAAACGAGCGUUACUUGAACAAAAGACCCCCAAAAGACCACGCUUAGACACACAAAACAUCGUUGGUGGGAACGGCGAUGUAUCCUACACUCCAUGGAGCGCGGUUCCAGAUGAUUUCGAGCAACACGAUAAUUGGGCGACAAACUCUGUAUUCAGCACCAAUAGUCAGACUGAGCAUCAACGGCAUGCUGUACCACCAGGUGCCAGCUCACGAUGGGAUUUCCCUGGUGCACAACGAACUUCUCCAUUCAGAUAUCCUCAGUCAGCUGUGACCCCUCGUUCUGCGCCUCAGGAUGCCUUUUUUGACAGAGAGCCACGCUCCGCUAUAACUCCCGAUGUCGCAAAUAAGUUGCAUUAUAAGCGGCGGAGGGAUCAGCCGGAUUUCCCGCCAUGGGCCCCGCCCCGUGGAGCUCCGUUGGAUCAAGAAAGAAAUCAUCAAGCGUUCCAAAGUGCCAAAGCUACCGACAUUGGGGGCACCUUCAAUGCCCCGAUGCCUGCAGAAUACGAGUCUUCUCAGCCUGUGGAUUCCAACCUUCCAAGCCUAGACAGGGUUGGCGGGGAUGUAGCUAGCAAUGCGGCGCAGGAUCCAGCAAGUUCUAUCCCUACUCCGAAUACGGGCACUCUACGGCCAGUAAAACUCCAGCUUCAAGUCCCGCAGGGUUCGCCCAAGCCCCCAGUUAGGCUGGCGACGCCUCAGCUUCUCGUGAAUGGAGAGUAUCGUCGGCCAUCUGUUGAAAACCAGGUCAUCAGAGAGCCAACGCACCCAUACGACCAUGACCAACAAGAUUCUUACCCUGGGCAUCCCGAACAUUUCAUCUCACCUCAAGACUUAGAUACCCUCUCUCUCGACAGAGUAGCAGCUAUGUUCUCACUUGAAGUUCAACGUGCGCAAAACUCUGGAGGCUUUGGUAUUCUGAGUGAGAAGGGCUCCAGCAUCAUCACCGAUGCUAUACUCAAGCAGAUCGAUUCUCAGUGUGCUACCAACCAACCUCCCAAUAACUUCGCAGUAUAUUGCGCAAUUUACCUAGGUCUGGGUCCUCGGCUGGGCCUGGGUGGAAAAAGACUUGGGCCUUUGAGGAUUAACAUCGGCCACCUCGAAUCCAAUGCACUCUUCACUAUGACUUGA
This is a messenger RNA of Uncinocarpus reesii 1704, 1857 nucleotides long. RefSeq lists its product as uncharacterized. Gene Ontology annotation, molecular function: DNA replication origin binding. Lineage: Eukaryota; Fungi; Ascomycota; Eurotiomycetes; Onygenales; Onygenaceae. The coding region runs from base 1 to 1857 and encodes 618 amino acids. The record is from RefSeq and is a predicted model, not a curated record. The transcript has 3 exons.